UAUUCAAAAAUGAAAAGUGUUAUUCAAGUUAUAAAAGGAUUACCUCAUUUCGCAAGUGGACCUAUUAUUAAAGGAUUUGGAAGGGGAUCACGAGAUUUAGCGAACUUUGGAAUUGAUGUCGUGAAUGAGCUGCCUCGGGAACUUGGCACAGGGAUUUAUUAUGGUUGGGCUAGUGUAGAUAAUGGCGAUGUUCACAAGAUGGUGAUGUCGAUUGGAUGGAAUCCUUACUACGAAAAUGAACACAAGUCAAUGGAAACACACAUUCUACACAAUUACGAUCGAGAUCUUUAUGGGAGUUUAUUAAAAGUUUGCAUCGUGGGAUAUUUAAGACCUGAACAAAAUUUUGAAAGUCUUGAAGCUUUAAUAACUGCGAUUAAAAAUGAUAUUGCUGAUGCAGAACGUCUUCUUGAAACGCCUGAACACCUCAAAACAAAGAAUAAUGAUUUUUUCAAGGAAACAAAUGAGAAAUCUUCAAAACCUGACUCUAAAAACACUUCAAAUGGACAUCAUACCAGCAAUGGACAUUAA
Messenger RNA from Clunio marinus, 528 nucleotides. NCBI's taxonomy places the organism in Eukaryota, Metazoa, Arthropoda, Insecta, Diptera, Chironomidae. The record is from the annotation of a GenBank genome assembly.